Molecule: messenger RNA, 1050 nt
Organism: Aureobasidium uvarum
Lineage: Eukaryota; Fungi; Ascomycota; Dothideomycetes; Dothideales; Saccotheciaceae
Source: the annotation of a GenBank genome assembly
AUGCCCUGGCGAAACUCGGACGCAUACGGCUCGCAGCCAUAUUCCGCCUUUUCUGACCCGAAUGGCUUCAAUUUUACCUUCGAUGUGGGCUCGGACAACUUCAUGAGCCCAUAUGCAUUCCCUCAUAUGUCGCCUGAUUCCGCAUGUCAGUAUACACCCCUCGCUCUAACGCUUUCCCAUGAUCAUCAUCCGUCCACCAUGGAUCUUCUCUUAUCAUCUCCAAGUACCCCAAGAUACUCAUACAGUCUCCCAGGGACACCAACUUCGCAGCAGUUCGCUACAUCAGCGCAGUCAGAUUCCUUGUCUCCUUUAGAGAUCAACAACUUCACAUCCCCUACCCAGGAUCAGGAUCUCCACUAUGCGCCAUCUACAAAUCCUUCUGCGCAUUCUGAUGGGAGUUCUCUGGCGGCUUUCUCCGUUCGCCAGUCUUACGUAGACCAACAGAAGCCCUCGACACAGCUACUUGAUCCCAGUGACCUGUCUCACGGUCAAAAACGUAACGCUUCAUUUUUGGACUUUGAAACUUCUCAGGCCUCUACCGAACGUAACGGCGACCAACAACAGAGCUUGACCACCUCUUCGACAUCAUCCCCGGCUGUGGCUAUCAAAUCACGACAGAGCUCUAGCGCUGGUAGUCCCGAGGACGCCUCUCAAACUUCUGACGCUGCUGCUGCUCGCGUCCGCACAACAGAUUCUGCCAAAGUACGACACAAUAUCGUAGAGCGACGAUAUCGCGAGAAUAUCAAUGCACAAGUCGAUGUGCUGCGGGAAAGCAUUGUCGCCACGGUUCUCUCGAAAGAGGAACAGCANGGUGGAACGGCCUCCCGAUUGGGAGCCGACGAGCUCAAAAGACUCACCAAAGCCGCUGUUAUUGCAGCGGCCACGAAACAAAUAAGGCGCGCAAGGACCGAGAAUGAGCGUCUGCUGGACGAACAUCGCUCUCUCCAGGCCCACAUCCGAGAACUCGAGAGUCUGGUCAAGUGCGGAGAUUGUCCGCUUAUGAAGCUGACUGUCGACCUCAGUCUGGAAAGCCCGACUCAGCCACCUUGA